This is a messenger RNA of Magallana angulata, 3029 nucleotides long. RefSeq lists its product as uncharacterized. The record is from RefSeq and is a predicted model, not a curated record. NCBI's taxonomy places the organism in Eukaryota, Metazoa, Mollusca, Bivalvia, Ostreida, Ostreidae. The transcript is spliced from 6 exons. Bases 616 to 2928 code for a protein of 770 amino acids.
UGAUUAAAAAAUGACAACACACCAAUAAGGUACGUUUUACAGCAUGUAGAGAAAACGAAACAUUUUAAUAUAGGGAACUGUCAAACUGCUGACGACGAGCGAUUCACAUGUAAAAGCGACGGUAAAUUUACAGGUAAUUAUUAUUCCUAUAAAUGUGAUGUAGAAAAAAUGUUGGUAAUUAUAACACAUGACUUAUGGAACACAUAUAGAAAACAAAAAUGCGAUGAAAUAUCAGAACUCUUCCUAGAAAAUAAAUUAUUAACGUUCACACUUUUCGCCACAAAACUGUAUUCUGUAAAAGAUUGCUAUUGUGCCAAUCGUCGCCACUAAUUGCAAAAAACGUGCCACUAACGUCAAACCCUUGUUUGUGAUAAUUGUUUAGUUCUCUACACCAAGGUCUUUGGGUGUGAUUUGGCGCAGCGUUGACAAGAAUCGUGUGUGAGGUCCAGCUCCAGCGACUGGUGUGUCUGCGAAGAGUAUCGGCGGGAAUGUCUUUGUGACCUGUCACACCGCGAGUCUUUGCAUACAAUCUGUUCUGGGGGUGGCAAAUGUUCUGAAAAAAAAGACGUGUGGGAUUGCAAUUACCACUAUCCAUCUGAAGGGAAGGAGUGUUCUAUGAAUUCAAACAACAAUGUUAAAUUCACGACCGUAGGGCAAAAACUAUUGAAGGAACCAAUAUGGAUAGGAAUGGUAGUAGUGUUCAUUUUGUUGAUCAUCUUUGGAAUAUGCUAUGUCAUCAAGAAAAGGUGUGCGAAGUAUACAGUUUGCUGUAAGGAUAUGAAAGCUAUACUUCGAGAAAGAGAGGACGAAAUUCCAGCUCACUGUAAUAACCCAAUAUCAAACUCGCCGAACCUGAGCCCGCGGGUUUCUGUCGAGGUCAUCAGCGAGUCUUCUGACCCUUCACCUUCUUUUCUAAACCGAAAGAAAAUUGUAGUUGAAAUUGCCAGGGACACUUCAACAGCUACUCCAAAACCAAUAACACCAACAUUAGAUUUGACAAACAGGGAGGCAGCAGCAAAGCUUUUUGCGUCAUAUGAUAAACAAUUAACUUUCCCGUUUGGCACUCAGAGCCCUGUCAAUAAACACUCAAUGCAGCUUCACCCUGUAGGGGGCCUCAAGUCAGGGGUCCUUGAGUUUAAUACCCAAGAAAAAGAAGAAAAUUCAUUCAACCGGUUUGUGCUUAGGUCUCCGCCUUUACCAUCUGAGUAUCGAAAAUUGAAGUACAGUCAAACAACUUCGGUUUUCGAUGCGAAAAGUGAUCGUCACGUUGAAGAGGCCUCCUCUCAGAUCACACGAUCAAAGUCGCUCACACCUGGAAUCUUGAGAGAAACGGGCCAGUCUCCGGUUAUUCUUAAAAUAAACGACGAAAACGCCAAAGACGCCAUUGGAGACGAUAAAGACCAUUCGUUGGCUGUACCUAGAGAAAACACAAUCAGAAGGUCGUCUUUUACGGAUAUGAAAGCUGAAGACAAACGCAGACUUUUCUCAAAAUGCAAGAGUUCUUAUCCUGAAAAGAGCAUCGUCCCUUCUCCAAACAUACAGCGUUCAAAUAGUAACCGCGAGGUACUGGUUGUAUCACAGAGUGAUAACUGUAGUUCUGAUGUUUUCAAUAGAAACUCCUUAGACGUCAAUGUCCCGUAUUCUGCGUCACUGACAGACACUUAUAAUGCACCUACGAAUACGAUGACCUUUUCGAACUCUAAAACAUUCGAUAGAACGUGUUUUCUCCCAAGAAAUUCCACAGCAUCGGCUCAAAUUAUGAAAAAUAGAAGGGCUAAAUCCACACGAAAAUGCAAGUAUUACAUUCGAAUUGUGAAAAAUACUAUCCCCAAAAAACAUGCCCGUUCACGUUCUAGAGAUUCGUCGUUUGAAUGUUCAUGUGGCUCUGGAAAUGCUCUAAAUAAUUUAGAAUCGGGGAAAAGAAAACAGAGGAAAAGAAUAAGGAAGAGAGUAGAAAUCACGGAUUCAAGCAGUGACAAAGAGGAUUUUUAUUCCUUGCAGAAAACAAACAACAGAAACUUGAAUUUUAGAUAUCUAAAGAAGUGCAUGGUAGAUGGACAAACUCAAACAAAUGGAGAGCAAGAGACACCAGAGUUUUUAAUUUCAAAAACGUUACAUUCGCAUUCCAGUAGACCUAGUUUAAAAAAUAAUGAAAAUUUUCAUAAAGUUGGCGAUAUUAACGCAUUGUAUUACAAAGACAAAACCCAUAAUCUCUCCAGCUCAAAUCAAAGUGAGAGUGACGAAAUCAUUGUUAUGGAAUAUGUGAGAGAUCGAGGAAAUCUCGGUGUUCUUACGACAGAUACAGACACCGGAUUUUCAUCAUCGUCGAAAAGUCUGUAUGCAUCACCGUGGAAAGAUGACGGUAAAGUGUCUGUGUAUUCAGGGAACAUUUUCACUAGACCAAAACCCCCCGAUGGAUAUAUUCCAAAACACAGCAUUAGGUCCACAAACUCUGUUAACAGUUACAAGGUGAAAGACUCUGCCUACGAAACAAGUCAGUCCUCCAUGGAUACAAUGUCAUUCGAGAGGUCUCAUGAGAGAGCAUAUGAGAAAUUCAAUAAAAGACAUGAUGAGAGACGAAUAACAAAUCAGCUUGAACAAGUUUCUUUCAAGCUAAUGAUGCUACGAAAUAGAGAUUACCCAACAAAGGAACUCUCGGUUGACAGCACCUCGUUCGCGAUGUCUGACGACGAUUUACCGAAUGUAGAAGUUGACUCAAAGAAUUCAGGAAGAAGACCAAGUUAUCCUGGAAUCAUUAACAAAGCAUUUACACUAGAACAUGUGUCUGAAGAAGGAGACAUUGUAUACACACCGGAACAGACCUCGCUUACUGACCAACAGGGAACCCUGGAUGCCUCGUGGGCAAUUCAACCAAACUCAACUCCGGCACACAACGAAGAAAUAGAGAUGGUUGAAUACUUGGUUUGAUUUAAAAUUAUUUUUAUACAUUUCUUUUUCAUAUCUUUGUUAAGUUUUAUAUGACCGUUCUUGUUUGUGAAUUAACUGUUGAGAAUUAAAGUACAGAAAUU